Messenger RNA from Tachysurus fulvidraco (yellow catfish), 590 nucleotides. RefSeq names its product centromere protein X (gene cenpx). The transcript has 5 exons. The record is from RefSeq and is a predicted model, not a curated record. Gene Ontology annotation, cellular component: Fanconi anaemia nuclear complex; FANCM-MHF complex. Gene Ontology annotation, biological process: DNA repair; replication fork processing; kinetochore assembly. Gene Ontology annotation, molecular function: protein heterodimerization activity. Lineage: Eukaryota; Metazoa; Chordata; Actinopteri; Siluriformes; Bagridae. Bases 106 to 351 code for a protein of 81 amino acids.
GUUGCUCAACACACUCCAGUCCAGUAGGCGGCGGAAAAAAGCGCAAUUAAUUCAGGAUGUCAAGCUUUUUUAACCGCCAUUAAAAAUAAAAGAAGACGAAUAACAAUGGUUGAUCAAGCGCGCGAAGUAAUUUUCAAAAAGGAAACCGUCAGCAAACUUUUAAUGCUGUUCUUUAAGGACGACAAAAGCAAAGUCAGCAACGAUUCUGUCAGUCUCAUGGCUGAGAUGCUGAGAAUUUUCGUUAUCGAAGCAACACGCAGAGCAAUAAAACAUGCAGAGAAUGAAGACUGUGUUGGUGUGGAUUUGGAACAUGUUGAGAAAAUUUUGCCUCAGCUGCUUUUGGAUUUCUGAGACGUGAUGCGGCCAACGACUGACUUUUGGGAUCAAUCCGUGAGUGUGGACUUUUGGGACCAAACGUAGUGGCAAGCAUGUUGUGCAUUUGUUGUAUAUAAACAAUAAUUCUCAGUGGCCUAAAAGUUAAUCUGCUGCCAUGUAACUUUCCCUCUUUAGUUUAAAUUUUAUGUGGUUAUAAAUGCAACUUUAUUUGUUUUUGGAAAUCAGUUUAAUAAAAUAUUUUUUCUUGUGUUCAA